Molecule: messenger RNA, 3500 nt
Organism: Ziziphus jujuba (common jujube)
Lineage: Eukaryota; Viridiplantae; Streptophyta; Magnoliopsida; Rosales; Rhamnaceae
Product: AMP deaminase
Exons: 19
Coding region: 228-3026 (932 amino acids)
Biological process (GO): IMP salvage; AMP metabolic process
Cellular component (GO): cytosol
Molecular function (GO): AMP deaminase activity
Source: RefSeq, a predicted model, not a curated record
GCUUUAGCUUGACCACUUUGGACUCGCACUUUAAAAGCCCCUCUGUCUCGAAAACUAUAAAAUGAAAGCCAUCUCAUGUCUCUCCAAUGAUCGACCGCCAAACCUAAAAUAACCCCAAAAAUCAACGAAGGUGUUCAGAGUUGAGCUGAUCAUACACAGAAAGAAAGUCCCAUUUUCCCAAAAAACAAAAAGCAAAAAAUUUAAAAAAAAAAAAAAAAAAAAAAAGAAUGGACUCGUCGUCUUCGUCAUCCUCUUCAUCUUCAGCAACCUCGUCUAUACACUUAGCCAUGGCGGCUUUGGUCGGAGGCUCUCUGAUGGCCAUUUCCGCCUUCUACAUCCACAAGCGCAGUGUCGACCAAGUCCUCCAGCGGCUUAUUGAGCUCCGCCGCACUACUCUCGAGGAACGCUUCGUUGCCGAAGACGAAGACGACAAUGGAGAAGGGGACGAAGAAGAGGAAGAAGAAGAAGGCCACGAUGAUGAUGGAGAGGAAGGGUUUGGUUCCGAUGGAGAUAUGGCUAUCAAUCGGAAAAUGUUGGGAAGAAGCGUAUCUAGGUCUGUAGAUGAGAACUUCCUUCGCUCUUAUAGAAUAUCGUCUUCGUUGCCGAAUGUGGCUUUUGGGAACAGCGAUUGGGUUGAGGAAGAUGGUAAAUUUGAUCGACUGCCUAAUUUUAGAGCUCAAGGAUUUUCUUCUUCUUUAGAUAAGCUUAAUUGCAUUCCUUUAGGGCUUCCACCUCUACGUACUAAUCAAAGACGUGGGGAGGAUCGGUCAAUUAGCCGCUCUGGUUCUCAUACGAUGGUGGGAUCUGUUGGAAGGUUAGUGACACCGAGAUCCCCGGGCCGCAAUGCUUUUAAUGUUGAGGAAGAUUCUGAUGAUGAUAGAACAGAGCUUGCGAAUGAAGAUGAUAUGUUUUUCAACUAUGGAAACAUAGACACUUCCGUUAAUGUGCAGGAUGUAAAUUCGGAACUUCGAAAUUCUUCUUCUGCUCCAAUGAGAAGUAAUGAUGGAAAUCGUAUGCAAGAUCAAACACGUGAUGUGACUGUGAAUGAAGCAAAAGCUGAUCUGCAAGGCGAGAGGAAAAUAGAUUCAACUUCAUAUCACUUUGCUGGCACUGGUCCAAAUUUUUCUGGCAUGAUUUUACCUCUGAAUACUUCAGUUCAAGGUUCAGAGACAAUUAACAAAGAAGAUGAAGAAGUGCGGAAAAUGAUUCGAGAAUGCUUGGAUUUGCGUCAGAAGUACCUUUAUAGAGAAAAUGUCUAUCCAUGGAUGAAAGUGGAGGUGGAUGAAAUUGGUUCAUCGGAGGGUAAAAGCAAUCCGUUUCAUUUUAAGCCUGUUGAAGCAUCAGCUCAUUCCUUCAAGAUGGAAGAUGGUGUUGGGCAUGUUUAUGCAAAAGAAAAUGAUGCUGAAGAACUUUUCCCUGUUGCAAAUUCGACAACAUUUUUCACUGAUAUGCAUCAUCUUUUAAAAGUUAUGUCUGUUGGAAAUGUUCGCUCUGCUUGCCAUCAUAGAUUAAGAUUUCUUGAGGAGAAAUUCCGUCUUCAUCUCUUAGUAAAAGCAGAUAGGGAGUUUCUGGCUCAAAAGGGUGCUCCACAUCGUGAUUUUUACAACAUUCGAAAAGUAGAUACACAUGUGCAUCAUUCUGCUUGCAUGAAUCAGAAGCAGCUUUUGCGCUUUAUCAAGUUGAAGCUAAGAAAGGAACCUGAUGAGGUUGUUAUAUUCAGAGAUGGAAAGUAUCUUACACUUAAGGAAGUUUUUGAGAGUUUGGAUUUGACAGGGUAUGAUCUGAAUGUUGAUUUAUUGGAUGUUCAUGCUGAUAAAAGUACCUUUCAUCGAUUUGACAAAUUCAACCUAAAGUACAAUCCAUGUGGACAAAGCAGAUUGAGAGAGAUAUUCUUGAAGCAAGACAAUCUUAUUCAAGGACGGUUUUUGGCUGAAGUGACAAAACAAGUUUUACUAGAUCUUGAAGCUAGCAAAUACCAGAUGGCGGAGUACAGGAUUUCGAUUUAUGGAAGAAAACAAAGUGAAUGGGAUCAAUUGGCUAGUUGGUUUGUCAACAAUUCGAUUUAUAGUGAGAACGCUGUUUGGUUAAUACAGCUUCCUCGGCUAUACAAUGUCUACAAGAAAUUGGGAAUUGUUACCUCUUUCCAGAAUAUUUUAGAUAAUGUCUUUAUUCCACUCUUUGAAGUCACAAUUGAUCCAAAUUCUCAUCCACAGCUACAUCUGUUCCUGAUGCAGGUGGUGGGCUUUGACAUUGUAGAUGAUGAAAGUAAGCCAGAGAGACGCCCAACAAAACACAUGCCUACACCUGCUGAAUGGACCAAUGAAUUUAAUCCUGCAUAUUCUUAUUAUGCCUAUUACUGCUAUGCAAAUUUAUACACUCUUAACAAGCUACGGGAAUUAAAAGGAAUGCCAACAAUAAAAUUUCGACCACAUUGUGGAGAGGCUGGUGAUAUUGAUCAUUUGGCAGCUGGGUUCCUUCUGUGCCAUAAUAUUUCUCAUGGGAUAAACCUGCGAAAGUCUCCUGUUUUACAGUAUCUGUAUUAUCUGGCACAGGUUGGAUUAUGUAUGUCACCUUUGAGUAAUAAUUCUCUUUUCUUGGACUACCACCGAAAUCCCUUUCCUGUGUUCUUCCAACGAGGCCUAAAUGUCUCACUAUCAACUGAUGAUCCUUUGCAAAUACAUUUAACUAAAGAGCCACUGGUCGAAGAAUAUAGUGUUGCAGCUAAGGUAUGGAAGCUCAGUGCUUGUGACCUUUGUGAGAUAGCGAGAAAUUCUGUUUAUCAUUCUGGCUUUUCUCAUUUUGCAAAGGCCCACUGGCUUGGUAGUAGAUACUUCUUGAGAGGUCCUGAAGGAAAUGAUAUUCAUAAGACAAAUGUACCAAACAUACGGAUUGAGUUUCGGCAUGAGUGUUUUUGCAGACAUGGAAGGAGGAAUUACAGUAUAUCUAUUCAGGAAAAGCCAGGAUUCCUGAAGAAGAAGACCCCUAAAGUGUAUAUAUAUGUACUCUGGAAAAUUCUGGAUUUCUGAAGAUAGCAUUGGAAGAAGCGGAGCAAUGAGGUGUGAAGGGGCUCCAAGGGAGACACCAUAAUGCAUUGUAGAGGGAAACACCUUACCAGUUUUGUUUCGUCGGGGCUUUAUGUUUUUGUAAGAGAGACACCAUAAUGCCCUAGAAAAUGACUUCAUUAUGCACCAUUUAAUAUCUAUAAUGCGUGUCUUCUGAUUUAGUUACCGUGUGGUCUGGUUUGGAGCCUCACUUUCCACCUAUAUUUUCCAAACUGAUGAUGAUGAACGAGAACGACAUAUUGAGGUUACCUCAUGACCCGAAUCUUAUUUUUUGGCCCAGAUCCAGAUUAAAAAUAAGCUCUUUUUUUUUUUUUUCUAAUUUUAAGUAUUUUCUUUUAAUAGUUCAUUCUUAGGGCAAAACUGCAGGUUGUACGGUCUCUUUUGACAUUUUUAAAAGGGGGGAAAAAAGUUAUCAAGCAUAGGUGCAUCUUUUCUUCA